Amphibalanus amphitrite is the source of this 2485-nucleotide messenger RNA. Its product is annotated as endoglucanase E-4-like. Bases 217 to 2064 code for a protein of 615 amino acids. Gene Ontology annotation, biological process: carbohydrate metabolic process. The transcript has 4 exons. NCBI's taxonomy places the organism in Eukaryota, Metazoa, Arthropoda, Thecostraca, Balanomorpha, Balanidae. The record is from RefSeq and is a predicted model, not a curated record. Gene Ontology annotation, molecular function: polysaccharide binding; hydrolase activity, hydrolyzing O-glycosyl compounds.
UCGACGGCACCAGUCGACCGGAGCAGCUGCAGGGCCACAGCCAGUUACAUCGUGUGCCCGUAGUCGCCGCUCGUCACACACAGGAUCGAACAGCGCUGGCCACCGCACCGGCCCUGCCCGUGUCCGUGAACUGCGCUUCUGCCUCCGUCGGUGGUUCUCUCCUGAUUACACCUGCUUUGGUUUCCGACUUCACCGGUGGUUGAGCGUCUGGCCGAGAUGGUCACCUGGACCGGCCGACUAUGGCUGGCUGUGCCGCUGCUGGUCGUCGCGGCGCUGGCGGGCCGCGCCUCCGCGCAGAGCGUGUGCGUGGCCUCGGGCGUCCUGGUCGAGAGGACCGUCUGGGACACCGGCAUGAGCGCUGACAUGAAGCUGCAGUUCGCGUCGUCGGUCAGCAGCUGGACCGCGGAGGUUACGUUCGACCGCACCCUGACCGGCCUGGACACCUGGGUGGCCGACAUCGCCACUGCCGACAACACCGUGUACACCUUCACCAACAAGGGCUACAACGGCGCCCAGUCGGCGGGCAGCGAGCUCAAGGUCGCGUUCAACGCGUACUUCAAUACCAAGGCGGAUGUCAUCAGCAUCAAACUGAACGGCGAGGAGCUUUGCACCGGUACUGCGCCUUCCACCACGACCACCACUUCUACCACCAGCGCUGCCACCACGACCACCACUUCUACCGCCGCCACCACGACGGCGGCGCCUCCGACCGCGGGCACCACCGCGCCGCCCACCGGCCUCCCCUACGACUACAGCCUCGUGGUGGAGAAGUCGCUGCUCUUCUACGAGGCGCAGCGCUCCGGACCGCUGCCCGCCAGCAACCGCGUCCCGUGGCGCGGCGACUCGGCCCUGGCGGACGGCUCCGACGUCGGCCACGACCUCACCGGCGGCUACUACGACGCCGGCGACCACGUCAAGUUCGGCUUCCCGAUGGCGGGCAUGACCACGGUGCUGGCCUGGGGCGCCAUCAGUUUCGCGGACGGCUAUCAGGCGGCCGGGCAGAGCGACUACGUGAGAGACGCCAUCCGCUGGGCAACAGACUACUUUGUCAAGUGUCAUGUGGAGCCGGACGUCUUCUACGGACAGGUAGGUGACGGCGACAUCGACCACGCCUGGUGGGGACGUCCCGAGGACAUGGCCAUGUCGCGGCCCUCGUACAAGAUCACGGCCUCGGCUGCUGGCUCGGACCUGGCCGCCGAGACGGCCGCCGCGCUGGCCGCCGCCUCGCUGGUGUUCCGCGGGUCGGAUCCGACGUACGCCGACCUGCUGCUGACGCACGCCGCCCAGCUGUACCAGUUCGCCGACCAGUACCGCGGCCUCUACCACGACAGCAUCGCCGACGCCGCCCAGUUCUACAGGUCCUGGAGCGGCUUCGCCGACGAGCUGACCUGGGCGGCCGCCUGGCUGCACCGCGCCACCGACAACAGCAGCUACCUCAGUGCCGCCGAGCAGCACUUCCAGGCGUUCCCGGCGCUGGGUCAGCGCGCCAGCGAGUUCUCCUGGGACGGCAAGCACGUGGGCGCGCAGCUGCUGCUGUACGAGGCCACCGGCGACGGCCAGUACGGCCAGCUGGUGAGCCAGUUCUGCGACUGGCUCGUCUCGGGCGCGCCGCGCACCCCGCAGGGCCAGCUGUUCCUGCAGCCGUGGGGCUCGCUGCGGCACGCCGCCAACGCGGCGCUGGUCUGCCUGCAGGCGGCCGAGGCCGGCUUCAGCCCGACCACCUACCGCGCCCUCGCCAAACAGCAAAUCAACCUGAUGCUCGGCGACGCCGGCCGCAGCUUCGUGGUCGGCUUCGGCGAGAACCCGCCGCUGCGGCCGCACCACAAGGCCGCCUCGUGCCCGAGCGCGCCAGCCGCCUGCAGCUGGGACCAGCUCAACACGGCCGAGCCCAACCCGCACGUGCUGAACGGCGCUCUGGUGGGCGGGCCCGACUCGGAGGGCAACUACGAGGACGUGCGCACCGACUACGUCCACAACGAGGUCACCACCGACUACAACGCCGGCUUCCAGGGCGCCGUGGCCGGGCUGCUGUCGCUGCACGUCCGCGGCCUGUACCCGGCCUAGGCGCACCGUGACCCGCUCCAUCCACCCGGCCCUGAGGCCCGCUCCGGCGCCUGACGGCACCAGCCGGCGCGCUUCGCGCCGUGGGCGAUCCGGCUUGCGUCUCAGCUGUUCCAUGGUGGAUGGUUACGAGGAUCAGUCGCCGGACGGCUGUCCGCCAACGUCCAAAAUAUACGGGCUCACAUGGGAUCAACAUCGGGGGGAGCUUUCUACUGGGGACCUGUGUUGUCUUCUGUGUCAGGGGAACACUUCUUAUGUGGCGCCCGCUAAAAUGCCUCAAUCGCCGUAUGGCAAUCACAUGGGCGCCAUCUGAUGGGUUGACUUGGUCGGUUUGGUUGGGAGUGGCGGUACGUACGUAGCGCAGGUGGAGGGAUAAGGGACGCUGCUUGUCGGAGCCAACAAAUACAGCUUCCCGAUUGUUAUG